This is a messenger RNA of Hypomesus transpacificus, 2534 nucleotides long. Its product is annotated as zinc finger protein OZF-like. Bases 94 to 1623 code for a protein of 509 amino acids. NCBI's taxonomy places the organism in Eukaryota, Metazoa, Chordata, Actinopteri, Osmeriformes, Osmeridae. Gene Ontology annotation, biological process: regulation of transcription by RNA polymerase II. The record is from RefSeq and is a predicted model, not a curated record. Gene Ontology annotation, molecular function: DNA-binding transcription factor activity, RNA polymerase II-specific; RNA polymerase II cis-regulatory region sequence-specific DNA binding. The transcript has 3 exons.
GUACUCUUGGUUAGUGUUGCUACAAACCCAUUAUAACUCUAUGCUACAAACAGAGAGGACACGUGUAGAGGAUUUUGCAACUUUUGAAGAGGCAUGGAAGUUGCUCAAUUAAAAGAGGUUUUCAAUGAAAAAUCCGUGUUCCAUGACAUUGAUGAAUCCAAGAACAAUGAGUCCAGAGUGGUUAAUGACAGAGGUGGUGAUGAUGGACGCCAAAAAGUAUGUGCUACCCUCAAGCAACUGUCUGUGAGGCUAACAGACUGCAGGAAACUGCUGGGAUCAAAAGACUGUAUCUUUCUUGGACAGCGGCACAGCUACCAUUCUACGAGACUAAACCAUUCUUCAUUAAGAGAAGAGAAGAAGGGCCAUGUUUGCUCAGAAUGUGGGAAGAAGUUCUAUUCACUGGCAUACCUGGAAAUGCAUCAGCAUGUACACAGAGGAGUGAAACCAAAUCACUGUGCUGACUGUGGAAAGGGUUUUACUUCAAUGGCUGGAUUAGUGUUACAUCAGGGUGUACAUUCUAGAAAGAAAGUCCAUACCUGUUCUUACUGCAAGAAGACAUUCUUUGGGCUAAGAGAAUUGAAAACACACCAAUGGACACACACUGUAGAUCAACCAUACCACUGCUCAGACUGUGGAUUGGGUUUUAGUAAACUGAAGGAUUUAAGCAUGCAUCUACCUAAACAUAGUAUUGAGAAACCUUAUCACUGUGAACAUUGCGGUAAAAACUUUUCCGCCCUGACGGGAUUAACCACUCACCAAAGGAUACACAGCGGAGAGAAGCCUUACCAUUGCACAGAAUGUGAAAAGGCUUUUGUGACUUCAUGGGCAUUGUCUAGUCACCAAAGGACACAUUCCAAGGAAAAAUCUUUCCAGUGCACCGACUGUGGAAAGUUAUUCAGGACACCAGCUGAGCUGAAAACUCAUCUGGUAAUACAUAAAGAAGAUAGACCUUAUCAAUGUUCUGAUUGUGGGAAAGAUUUCAGGAGAAUGUCUGGUCUGAAACUUCAUUGGAGAACGCACACUGGUGAGAAACCUUAUACGUGUAAAGAUUGUGGUAAGAAGUUUGCUCAACGGCCACAUUUAAAAUCACACCAGGUAACACACACUGGAGAGAGGCCAUUUUGUUGUACUGAUUGUGGCAAAGGCUUCACUCAGUCAUCUCAUCUAAGAAUCCAUCAGAAGAUGUAUCAUAAAGGAGAAAAACCCUUUAGCUGCACAGACUGCGGAAAAAGCUUUACAAUUCCCUAUUACUUGAAAAUGCAUCGAUUAUCACACACGAAAGAUAAAUUAUACCAUUGCUCUUACUGUGAAAAGAUGUUCUCUUAUGACAAUACCCUAAGAGCACAUGAACGCAUACACACCGGAGAGAAGCCUUACAUUUGCAACAUUUGUGGCGAUCGUUUCCGAACAUCUGGACCCUUGUUGAUACACACACGUCGACACACAGGAGAAAAGCCCUUCUGCUGCAUUACCUGUGGAAAUUCGUACACCACUGGACGCGGCCUAAAAUUGCAUGAGAUGAACCACACUGGAGUGAAACCGUUUGCCUGCGAUUGUGGCAAAGCUUUCAAGUCACGGCCUGAGCUUGGUCUGCAUAUGAAACGGCAUAAGCCUAACACUUAACAACGAGAAAAGUUACCCAACAGAAAGACCAAUGACAUAUCUGGGAACACCUGGGGGAAAAUAGGGAAUCACAUCUGUCUCCCUCUUGAUAUUGUUGGUGGGUUUUCAUCACAUGCUUUUGGUAGAAAACCUACUGACUGAAAUGUACUGUAUGUAUUCAUUAAGGGUUUUUACUGUUGACUAACUGUACAACGGAUAUAUAUAUAUGACACACACACUACCGGUCAAAGGUUUUAGAACACCUCAACUUUACCAGUUUUUAUUUAAAUUUACAUAGUUUAAUGUCUCGAUGUACUCUGUAGGUUGCAUUGCACCCUUCUGUCCAGUUCAUCCCAAAACAGCUUGAUGGGGUUUAAGUCUGGAGACUGUGCUGGCAUUUCCAUGAUUUGAAGCCUCCCGUCUUGUUCUUUUCUUCUAAAGUAGUUCUGACAUAGCCUGGAGAUAUGUUUUGGGUCAUUAUCUUCCUGUAGGAUGAACCCCUUACCAACUAGGCAUAUACCAGAGGCUAUAGCAUGGUGCUGCAAAAUUCUGUGAUAGCAGUUUGGGUUCAGGGUGCCACUCACUCACUUGCUUACUUCGACCAGUGUUAAGCUGAGCUUGAAGCUGUUGUCCUGUGACCCGCCUAUCACGCAAGCUGUUGACUCUCAGAAACCUCUGAUUCUGUUCUUCCUGUUCUACCUCUUCCUGUCAGUUUCCAAGUGCCUUUUGAUGGUGUACUAACUGACAACUUGGCUUCUUAGCAAUUUCUAUUGAAUGUAAAUAUGUACACUUUAAGGAUUUUAAUGGUCUGUCUGUAUGUCUUCCUUUGUUAAUCGAAAAUCAAAACUUUUUUUAACCUGUACCAUUUCAGGUUAUUCACUGGACUUGAACUGCUUAAAUAUCAUAAAAAAUGUGGGUGUUUUAAAACUUUA